CAUGUGGAGAAUGAGGAUCAGUACACCCAGGCCCUCGAGAAGUUUGGGGAGAACUGUGUCUACAGGGACGACCCCGACCUGGGCUCUGCCUUCCUCAAGUUCUCUGUCUUCACCAAGGAGCUCACCGCCCUCUUCAAAAACCUGGUGAGAGGAAAGACUGAGAUGUUGUUCUGUUAUGCACCUUCAAACUAAGUAUUUGUUCUGACUGAUGAAAAGACUAAUAGCUUGAGGAAUUUGGGAUUAAAUAAGCUUGAGGAAUUUGGUCAGUUCUUGAGACAACACAGAUUAAAUCAACAGUGAAUUUGCUCUCUGUGUAAUUUGACGUUGUUCCUGUUGUGAGGCAAAAUUCUCUAGAAUGGCUGUCAGGUGUUUCUAAUAAAGCUUUAGGGUUGUUUGAAUCUGUAUUGGAGUCAAAGCAGAAUCUGAGUAAAUUGGAUCCAGCAGAUAUUUGGUCUCCAAGUAGCACUUUGGAAGCUGUGAUGGAAAACUGAUCUACCCCAAAGGCCUCCCAUUCCAGAUUACAUUCUGACCCCAGGGGAUACACACACAAUUAGAGCAGGAUGAUAGUAUUUGUGGCCCUCGGGUAGGAAUUCCACACACAAAUAUGCAGUGUUUCCCCUAUAUUCAUUUAGUAGCGGUGGCCUGCCGCUGCUAAAUCGUUCCCACCGCUGCAAGAAAUAUGUAAUUUGUUUUAUUUGAAAAUAUACAGUGCCUUCGGAAAGUAUUCAGACCCCUUGACUUUUUCCACAUUUUGUUACGUUACAGCCUCAUUCUAAAAUGGAAUACAAAUGUAAAUGUUUUCCUCAUCAAUCUACACAAUACCCCAUAAUGACAAAGCGAAUACAGGUUUUUAGUCUGACAGAGCUCUAGAGUUCCUCUGUGGAGAUGGGAGAACCUUCCAGAGGGACAACCAUCUCUGCAGCACUCCACCAAUCAGGCCUUUAUGGUAAAGUGGCCAGACGGAAGCCACUCCUCAGUAAAAGGCACAUGACAGCCCGCUUGGAGUUUGCCAAAAGGUACCUAAAGGACUCUCAGACCAUGAGAAACAAGGUUCUCUGGUCUGAUGAAACCAAGAUUGAACUCUUUGACCUAAAUGUCAAGCGUCACGUCUGGAGGAAACCUGGCACCAUCCCGACGGUGAAGCAUGGUGGUGGCAGCAUCAUGUUGUGGGGAUGUUUUUCAGCAGCAGGGACUGGGAGACUAGUCAGGAUCGAGGGAAAGAUCAAUGGAGCAAAGUACAGAGAGAUCCUUGAUGAAAACCUGCUCCAGAGCGUUCAUUACCUCAGACUGGGGCGAAGGUUCACCUUCCAACAGGACAAUGACCCUAAGCACACAGCCAAGACAACGCAGGAGUGGCUUCAGGACAAGUCUCUGAAUGUCCUUGAGUGGCCCAGCCAGAGCCCGGACUUGAACCCGAUAUAACAUCUCUGGAGAGACCUGAAAAUAGCUGUACAGCGACACUCCCCAUCCAGCCAUGCUGGUUAAGUGUGCCUUGAAUUCUAAAUAAAUCACAGACAGUGUCACCAGCAAAGCACCACCACACCAUAACACCUCCUCCUCCAUUCUUUACGGUGGGAACUACAAAUGCGGAGAUCAUCCGUUCACUCACACCGCGUCUCACAAAGACACAGCGGUUCGAACCAAAAAUCUCCAAUUUGGAAUCCAGACCAAAUUACAAAUUCCACCGAUCUAAUGUCCAUUACUCAUGUUUCUUGGCCCAAGCAGGUCUCUUCUUCUUAUUGUUGUCCUUUAGUAGUGGUUUCUGUGCAGCAAUUCGACCAUGAAGGCCUGAUUCACAUGAUCACCCUCUGAACAGUUGAUGUUGAGAUGUGUCUGUGACUUGAACUCUGAAGCAUUUAUUUGGGCUGCAAUUUCUGAGGCUGGUUACUCUAAUGAACUUAUCCUCUGCAGCAGAGGUAACUCUGGGUCUUCCAUUCCUGUGGCGGUCCUCAUGAGAGCUAGUUUCAUCAUAGCGCUUGAUGGCUUUUGCGACUGCAACUUUCAAAGUUCUUGACAUUUUCCGUAUUGACUGACCUUCAUGUCUUAAAGUAAUGAUGGACUGUCGUUUCUCUUUGCUUAUUUGAGCUGUUCUUGCCAUAAUAUGGACUUGGUCUUUUACCAAAUAGGUCUAACUUCUGUAUACCCCCACUUACCUUGUCACAACACAACUGAUUGGCUCAAACGCAUUAAGAAGGAAAGAAAUUCCACAAACUAACUUUUAAGAAGGCACACCUGUUUAUUGAAAUGCAUUCCAGGUGACUACCUCAUGAAGCUGGUUGAGAUAAUGCCAAGAGUGUGCAAAGCUGUCAUCAAGGCAAAGGGUGGCUAUUUGAAGAAUCUCAAAUAUAAAAUAUAUUUUGAUUUGUUUAACACUUUUUUUGGUUACUACAUGUUUCCAUAUGUGUUAUUUCAUAGUUUUGAUGUCUUCACUAUUAUUCUACAAUGUAGAAAAUAGUAAAAAUAAAGAAAAACCCUUGAAAAAGUAGGUGUGUCCAAACUUUUGACUGGUACUGUAUAUACACACACAAACAAACAGAACACACACACACAGAACACACAACCAGCUAAGGUGAGGACAUUUAAACAGCACACUUAAUCUCUGGUUGUCUCUGUUCACCCAUGCUUGUGUUAAACCCUCUCUGACGUAAGCUUCUCUUCACUGUGUCCAUUCAGUUCCAGAACAUGAACAACAUCAUCACCUUCCCUCUGGACAGCCUGCUGAAAGGUGACCUGAAAGGAGUCAAAGGGGUGAGGAACACUAUCCUCAAUGUCUUUCUUUUAGACACACACACACACACACUAUCCAUGUCUUUGCUACGCACGGCACACACACACACACACACACACACACACACACACACACACACACACACACACACACUAUCCUCCAUGUCUUUGUUACGCACUGCACACACACACACACACACACACACUAUCCUCCAUGUCUUUGUUACGCACUGCACACACACACACACACACACACACAAACACACACACUAUCCUCAAUGUCUUUCUGUUGGACUGUGUGGUGUUUAUCAGACCUCCAUAGGGAUUUGUAUGAAGGUAAAGGCUCUCCUAUUACCCUGCUGUACUGUGGUAACUCAAGCUUCUAUUUGUGUGAUGGUAAUUACUAGGUACUAGGUAUGUUUUGUUCCUGGUAGAGAACAGAGAAGGUGUGUGACGUGUGUUUUCCUGCUGGUACAGUGUGACCUCAGACCCCAUGAUUUCCUGUGUGUGUGUUGGGGGUGGAAACUAUAAACAGCGUACCACUCUUGCACUAGCUAACACAUUAACUACACUCCAUCACACAUGUAUUUGUAUUUAUUAUGGAUCCCAAUUAUUUGCUGCCAAUGUAGCAGCUACUCUUCCUGGGGUCCAGCAAAAUUAAGGCAGUUAUCACAUUUCUUAAACAUUACAAUGCAUUCAUAACAGAUUUCACAACACAUUGUGUGCCCUCAGGCCCCUACUCUACGACCACAUAUCUACAACACAAAAUCCAUGUGUACGUGUGUGUAUAGUGCUUAUGUUAUCGUGUGUGUAUGCAUGUGUCUGUGCCUACAGUGCAUUCGGAAAGUAUUCAGACCUCUUCCUUUUUUCCACGUUUUGUUACGUUACAGACUUAUUCUAAAAUUGAUUAAAAUCUACACACAGUACCCCAUAAUGACAAAGUGAAAACAGGUUUUUAGAUUCUUUUGCACAUUUAUUACAAAUAAUAACAAAAAUACCUUAUUUACAUAAGUAUUCAGACCCUUUGCUAUGAGACUCGAAAUUGAGCUCAGGUGCAUCCUGUUUCCAUUGAUCUUCCUUGAGAUGUUUCUACAACUUAAUUGGAGUCCACCUGUGGUAAAUUAAAUUUAUUGGACAUGAUUUGGAAAGUCACACACCUGUCUAUUUAACGUCACACAGUUGACAGUGCAUGUCAGAGCAAGAACCAAGCCAUGAGGUCGAAGGAAUUGUCCGUAGAGCUCCAAGACAGGAUUGUGUCAAGGCACAGAUCUGGGGAAGGGAACCAAAACAUUUCAAGUUCGGAACCACCAAGACUCUUCCUAGAGCUGGCCGCCCGGCAAAACUGAGCAUUCUGGGGAGAAGGGCCUUGGUCAGGGAGGUGACCAAGAACCCGAUGGUCACUCUGACAGAGCUCCAGAGUUCCUCUGUGGAGAUGGGAGAACCUUCCAGAAGGACAACCGUCUCUGCAGCACUCCACCAAUCAGGUCUUUAUGGUAGAGUGGCCAGACGGAAUCCACUCCUCAGUAAAAGGCACAUGACAGCACGCUUGGAGUUUGCCAAAAGGUACCUAAAGGACUCUCAGACCAUGAGAAACAAGAUUCUCUGGUCUGAUAAGACCAAGAUUGAACUCUUUGGCCUGAAUGCCAAGCAUCACGUCUGGAGUAAACCUGGCACCAUCCCUACGGUGAAGCAUGGUGGUGGGCUGCAUUAGGUUGUGGGGAUGUUUUUCAGCGGCAGGGACUGGGGAGACUAGUCAGGAUCGAGGGAAAGAUGAACGCAGCAAAGUACAGGGAGAUCCUUGAUGAAAACCUGCUCCUGAGCAUUCAGGACCUGACUGGGGCGAAGGUUCACCUUCCAAAAGGACAAUGACCCUAAGCACACAGCCAAGACAACGCAGGAGUGGCUUCGGGACAAGUCUCUGAAUGUCCUUGAGUGGACCAGCCAGAGCCCGGACUUGAACCCAAUCUAACAUCUUUGGAGAGACCUGAAAAUAGCUGUGCAGCGACGCUCCCCAUCCAACCUGACAGAGCUUGAGAGGAUCUGCAGAGAAGAAUAGGAGAAACUCCCCAAAUACAGGUGUGCCAAGCUUGUAGCGUCAUACCCAAGAAGACUCGAGGCUGUAAUCGCUGCCUAAGGUGCUUCAACAAAGUACUGAGUAAAGGGUCUGAAUACUUAUGUAAAUGUCAUAUUUCAGUUAUGUCUAAAAACCUGCUUUUGCUUUGUCAUUAUGGGGUAUUGUAUGUAGAUUGAGGGGUAAAAAACAAUUUAAUCAAUUUUAGAAUAAGGCUGUAAUGUUACAAUGUGGAAAAAGUGAAGGGGUCUGAAUACUUUCCUUAUGCACUGUAUGUUUGUGUUACUUCACAGUCCCCGCUGUUCCAUAAGGUGUAUUUUUAUGUUUUUUAAAUCAAAUUUUACUGCUUGCAUGAAUUACUUGAUGUGGAAUAGAGUUCCAUGUAGUCAUGGCUCUAUGUAGUACUGUGUGCCUCCCAUAGUCUGUUCUGGACUUAGGGACUGUGAAGAGACCUCUGGUGGCAUGUCUUGUGGGGUAUGCAUGGGUGUCCGAGCUGUGUGCCAGUAGUUCAAACAGACAGCUCGGUGUCAAUACCUCUCACAAAUGCAAGUAGUGAUGAAGUCAAUCUCUCCUCCACUUUGAGCCAGGAGAGAUUGACAUGCAUAUUAUUAAUGUUAGCUCUCUGUGUACAUCCAAGGGCCAGCCGUGCUGCCCUGUUUUGAGCCAAUUGCAAUUUCCCUGUAAAGUCUGGGACCAGCGCACUCAUUCUACUAGCUCCAGGACAAACCAGUUAGCCAGUCAGUGUGUGAUGGGGCAGACCGCAUACUGCAGGAAUGCAAUCAGAAUCCUGUCUAUAUCAAUGGGAGGUCGGCCCCAGACACCCCUCCAGUCUGCCAGGUCUCUAAUCCCAUCAGCACUCAUUACUGUCUGCUCUGACCUCUGACCUCUGCACUGCAACCACGUGGGUCAUAAGUGCCACUGCCUGAUGUGUGCUAGCACUAAUGAGGCUGUUCCCUCUCUAAGGCUGUUCUCUCUCUCUCUCUCUCUCUCUCUCUCUCUCUCUCUCUGUCUCUGUCUCUGUCUCUCUCUGUCUCGUUCAUUCUCUCUCUCUCCUCUCUCUCUCUCUCUCUCUCUCUCUCUCUCUCUCUCUCUCUCUCUCUCUCUCUCUCUCUCUCUCUCUCUCUCUCUCUCUCUCUCUCCUUAGAGAGACUAGCUCGCUAGCUAGUCCCUAGUUACCCCAUGGCUUCUCAUUACUCUUACAUUCUCCAAGGACUUUUGCUUUCUUGGAGGACACUCUUGUUUCUGUCCCUUGCCCUCUCCCUCUCUGUCUUUCUCUCUCUCCGUUGUAACUUUGGCAUCUACAGGCUACAUCAGACUUGUGUACAGAGCCUCUCUCGACUGACAGAGAGGGAAGCGGUAGUCCUCUGAACUGUGAACACUGACAGAGAGGGAGAAGCAAUGGUGCAGAUCUGCUCACUACCCCACUGGUGACUCUCAUUACACUCCUGACAUGGGGCUAAUGGGGUGCUAGUCAUGGUGCUUUGUGCUCUGACUCAUUUAUCCUGUCUAUCCAUUACCACUGCGGGGCGGAGGGAGGGAGGAAGGAAGGGAGGGAGGGAGGGGAGACAGAAAGUGUGUGUGUGUGUGUGUGUGUGUGUGUGUGUGUGUGUGUGUGUGUGUGUGUGUGUGUGUGUGUGUGUGUGUGUGUGUGUGUGUGUGUGUGUGAGAGAGACAGACAGAAAGAGUGACAAUGAAAGACUUUCCAUCUCCAGCUUGCAAUGCAUACCGUUCCCCAUCUCUCAACUACACCGCCACUUUCUCCAUUAUUAUUCUUCCUCUCCUCUCCCAGGGGAAGUACCUGUGGAGAACAGGAGGAAGGCGUCUAGACCAGCCUGAGUAG
This is a messenger RNA of Coregonus sp. 'balchen', 6638 nucleotides long. The record is from the annotation of a GenBank genome assembly. Lineage: Eukaryota; Metazoa; Chordata; Actinopteri; Salmoniformes; Salmonidae.